This is a messenger RNA of Penicillium arizonense, 765 nucleotides long. RefSeq lists its product as uncharacterized. The record is from RefSeq and is a predicted model, not a curated record. The coding region runs from base 1 to 765 and encodes 254 amino acids. NCBI's taxonomy places the organism in Eukaryota, Fungi, Ascomycota, Eurotiomycetes, Eurotiales, Aspergillaceae. The transcript has 2 exons.
AUGGAGGUCGACGCAUUACCGGACUUCCAAAUGCUACCAUACCCUGCCAUCAACCCUCAAGACCAACUCAACAACCAAAUCACCCUCAAAACAACAUCCUCGUGGACCUACUGUGGACCCCUCCUAUCUCUAGACGCACAUACUCUCCCAGGCUCUUUCAAUACCUGGGCUGAAGCAACAAUCAACGGCUCAAUCUUACCAUCCUUCUUCUCAUUCCUAACAUACGUCCAUGAAUUCCUAACAAAAAACAACCAAACUCACUACUGGCUCACAAUCCGAGCAAGUAAAGCAACGCACGAAUUCGACGUUCCGCGCUGGCAUACGGAUGAUCUAUUCUUUGCUCCACCAUCACCACUACCACCAUCACCAUCACCAACCACUACUACCACACCCUCAAAGCGAACACGCUUCUUCCAGCUGUCUAAUAUUUUCAAACCACAAAUAAACCCCCAGAACCAAACUACAACAUCAACAUCAAUACCAACACCCAAAGCAGCAAUCGAAACCCCAGCUCCCCCAAACUGGAAACUAACAACAACCCUCCUAGGCCCAGGAACCCUCUUCAUACCAAUCGUCUCAACACCGCAUGCCCGCACAGCCCAAAAAUCAGCAAAACAAACCGCCCGUGCCAAAAACCCAAACCACAUCUGCCUCUCAAUCCGCUGUAUCGGAUGCGCCAUGGCAGCGGAAUCAGUACGAGCCACACUAGCAACCCAGCUGGCUCGUGAUGGUGCGAUUGUGCAAGCGGCGCGGGGGCAGUGCUAG